This is a messenger RNA of Lodderomyces margitis, 852 nucleotides long. It is a transcript of the gene RTG1, whose product is annotated as Rtg1p. Gene Ontology annotation, biological process: regulation of transcription by RNA polymerase II. The transcript has a single exon. The record is from RefSeq and is a predicted model, not a curated record. Gene Ontology annotation, molecular function: RNA polymerase II cis-regulatory region sequence-specific DNA binding; DNA-binding transcription factor activity, RNA polymerase II-specific; protein dimerization activity. The coding region runs from base 1 to 852 and encodes 283 amino acids. NCBI's taxonomy places the organism in Eukaryota, Fungi, Ascomycota, Pichiomycetes, Serinales, Debaryomycetaceae.
AUGUCCCAAUUCGACGCUUAUCUUGAAAGCUACUCCAAUGAUCAAUUCAAGGAGGGCUCUUCGCGCCAUGGUGGUCAACACCAGAACUCAAUCCCGGAAAUUAAACGAGAAAAUUUUGACGACUUUUUGAGCGGCUCGGCUGACAUAAAGCGACAAUUAUCGCAAUCAUUUAGUGGCAGUGGUGCUGGUGGUACUGGUGGUGGUAGUGGCAACAUUGGUUCUGGUGGAAUAACCGGCUCAGGUAAUAAUGCAGUGCACCAUGGUGGUAUCAGCAAACCUCAUUCUAGGCGUAAUUCGGCAUACAUAAGAUCUCAAGAAGGAAGUGAUGCUGAAGAUAACAAUGAUAAUGACGAUGAAGAAAACCAAGGAAAUGAAAGGAAAAGAAGAGACAAUAUCAACGAUAAAAUCCAAGAAUUGUUGACUUUAAUCCCAAGCGAGUUUUUUGAGAUUAAAGACGAACCCAAAGUGAAAACAGAAAGCAGCCCUUCAGAGAGAUCUCCCAACGAAGAUGACGUGAAUAACACCGUAAGUAAGACAGGAACAAAGGAUGGCAAGCCGAACAAAGGUCAGAUUUUGACCAAGGCUGUUGAAUACCUCCAAUCUUUGCAGAACUUGAUUGACGAAAAUAAUAGGAAAGAAGUAGAAUUGAUUAUGAAGUUGGAGACGCUCAAGUUGAAACAAAAGAAUCACGGUAUUGUUAAUGAUAGUGUGCCCAUAAGGAUAGGAUACACGAGUGCUGAGCGAGCAUUGGGUGAAAUUGGUGUGGGUCCGUGUUCUGAAGACUACUUUAAGAACAUUUUAGUGAAAAGCGCAAACGCAAGCAAGUCAUCAAGGAAGAAUUACAAUGGCUAG